CGCUGAAAAUUAAAAAAAUCGUGAAUACGCAACCCACAAGACACCCCAUCUUCACCUGAUUGACAAUUGACACAUCUGUCAAGUGUCAAAACCUCCCGACGUUUUAGGUUACGUCCACCUACAGCCCCUUUAUGGCCGACUGCAAGUCCACCAUGCGGGAGCUCGAAGCCACCGCCAAGACCUCCGCCACCACGCACGUGAUCAACAUGUUCCAGCGGCCCGGCCAGCUCGAGAAAGUGGACCAGUUCAAGCGGCGCCUCACCCGCAAGAAAAACUCGGUGGAGGCCCUCCUCAAGUCCGCCAUGCAGCAGCAGCUCGACGGCGUCCGCACCGGGCUCAACCAGCUGCACUGCUGCCUCGAAGACGUGCGCGAGAUCGACUCCAGCCUCAAGAAGAUGUUCGGCUUGUUCUCGGAGGUGCCCCAGUUGUGCAACCAGUUGAACCAAGUGCGCGACGAGAACAUGCGGCACUCGCAGUACGUGACGGCGAGGGAGAACCUGAAGCACAUCUUCACGGUGCCGGAGAGCGUGGAGAAGACCAAGCAGUGGAUCAACGAAGGCAAGUUGCUGCACACGCAUCAGUGUCUACGCGACUUGGAGAACUCGAGGGACGAUUUGUUGUACGAGUUGCACAAGCUGCCGAAUCAGUCGCCGCACGACAAGAGCAUGUUGAAGGCGUAUUUCGCCGACGUGGAGACGUUGUCGAAUAUCUUGGAGAAGCAGUUGAGGUUGAUUUUGUCGCGGACGUUGAACACGGUGAGGAAGGAGCCGACGGUGAUUGUGACGGCGUUGAGGAUCAUAGAGCGGGAGGAGAAGACGGAUCAGGAGACGGUGAAGCAGGGGAAGCUCACGGGGUUUUUGCCGCCGGGGCGGCCUAAGAAAUGGAAAGAAAUGGCGUUCGAAGUGUUGGAGAAGUCGGUGGCGACGAGAGUCGAAGGUACGCAAGUUGACGAACGAGAAGAUAACAAACACUGGUUGAUUCGGUACUUGGAGUUGACGCGGCAACUAAUCUUGGAGGAUCUCCGAGUGGUGAAGACUUUGUGUGUACCUUGCUUCCCCCCACGUUACAACAUCAUCGACAAGUACAUCCAAAUGUACCACAAUUCGUUGUCGCGGCACCUACAAGAAGUGAUUCAGAACGGGCUCCAAGGUAACGAAUACGUGACUGUAUUAUCAUGGGUGAACAAAACCUACCACGGUUUCGAGCUACUAGGACACCCGGAUUUAUUCGAACACACGAAAAACUUAGGCCCUCUACUCCCACAAGCCGUGAUGGAGCACCUAGAAAGCGACUACUUGAAGAACAUCGAAGCCAACUACAUAGAAUGGAUGCGGAACACUCUAACCUCUGAAGAACAAGAGUGGAGGUCGGACGUAGAACCCACUUCCGACAACUACUCACGUACCGCCGCCCCCAUAAUCAUCUUUCAAAUGAUCGACCAAAACCUCCAAGUCUCCAACACCAUCAGUACCGAAAUGACGUGCAAAGUACUAAUCGUGAGCAUCGAACAAAUCAUCAACUAUGGAGAGUCGUACGGGAAGGCAGUCUUCGACUUCAAAACCAAGUACUUCGAGGACCGAAAACAAGUCCCUUAUUUCACCCAAUACAUGAUCAUCAUCAUCAACAACUGUCUCCAAUUGAACGAAUUGGGUACUCAACUCGAGAAGCAGUACUGGACUUCAUCAAGCCCUCCACUCCUCGGGGAGAACUUCAGCAAACUACGCGCCACUUUCAUCCAGUUGAGGAACGACGCAGGCGACUAUCUCCUAGAGGAAUUGUGCAUGGAUUUGGAUAAACACUUCGACGAGUUGUUCAACACGCGCUGGUUGGGUACCACUCUUCCCGUAGACACGAUUUGCGCCACGUUGGACGAUUAUUUCCUAGACUACAACCGACUAAGCGAACCUAAUUACAAAUUCAUCGUCCAUCAAGCUCGUGCUUUAGUUUCCAAACGGUAUUUAACCGCUCUGUUAUCAAAAAGGGUGUCUUUCAAGACCUACGAAGAGAGUGUCCAAGCGGCUGCAAAAAUCGUGAAAGAAGCGAAACAGUUAGGGAAGUUGUUGGACACUUUGUGUAGUUUGGAGGGUGAUGAUCCCUUCGAAACUGUGAUUUUGUUGACGGAAGUGCUCAAGAGCGACGACGAUAUGUUAUCGUUUGAACUGCACCGGAUCGUCGAGAAGUAUCCCGAUAUCAUGGAGGAUCAUCUGCUGAGGUUGUUGAGUCUGAGAGGGGACUUGGCGAGGUCGGACAUACGUGAUAAGGUGGCACACUUGCCCAAAGUCAAGAUGACGCACCAAAGCAGCGUUUUCCGGACGCUAGUUUUCCCCAAACUUGUUAACCUUAAUGUUUUUAAUAAUUAAAGAAUGUAUCGAGAUAAA
This is a messenger RNA of Zophobas morio, 2378 nucleotides long. RefSeq names its product Secretory 6 (gene Sec6). The record is from RefSeq and is a predicted model, not a curated record. The transcript has a single exon. Bases 132 to 2360 code for a protein of 742 amino acids. Gene Ontology annotation, molecular function: SNARE binding. Gene Ontology annotation, biological process: exocyst localization; exocytosis. Lineage: Eukaryota; Metazoa; Arthropoda; Insecta; Coleoptera; Tenebrionidae. Gene Ontology annotation, cellular component: exocyst.